Molecule: messenger RNA, 4149 nt
Organism: Prorocentrum cordatum
Lineage: Eukaryota; Dinophyceae; Prorocentrales; Prorocentraceae
Source: the annotation of a GenBank genome assembly
AUGGAGAAGCACGGCGAGGAGCAUUCCGACGUGCUCUUCGGGGCGGUGGAGAGCUUCGAGGACAGCGGCGUGGGGCGGGCGGCCAGCGAGUCUGCGAAGCUGGGCGUGGCGGUCUUCCUCGGGGCGCUCUCGAAGCACCUGCCGCCGGACCAUGAGAAGCUGCCGGAGAUCUUGCCGCGUUUGUUGCAGCGCUUGCAGGAGCCGACCUCCACGCACUCGGUGCAGAACGCGAUCGUGAAGGUGAUGCCUCCGCUCAUGAAGCAGGACAAGGAGAAGGCCACCGAGACGCUUCUGCACCUCCUGGACGUGGCCCUCGAGAAGAAGACAGACCCGAUGACGCGGCGCGGCGCGGCCAUGGGCGUGGGCGCCGCCGUGAAGGGGCUGAGCAUUCAAGCGGUGGGGCAGCACAACAUCCUCACGAGGAUCAAGGAGGCGACAGAGAAUAAGAAGGAUACCGGCGUCCGCGAGGGCGCUCUGCUGUGCCUGGAGGGCCUGACGCUCAGCCUGGGGCGGCUCUUCGACCCAUAUGUGGUGACUUCGCUACCGUUGCUGCUGACCGCGUUCUCCGACCCGCAGCGGAGCGUGCAGGCUGCAUCGCAGACUGCAGCGAAGGUGAUGAUGUCGCAGCUCAGCGGGCCAGGAGUGAAGCAGGUCUUGAAGCCCCUCCUGGAGGGCAUCCAGGACAAGCAGUGGAAGACCAAGCUGGGAAGCAUCGAGCUGCUGGCCUCCAUGACCAGCUGCCUGCCCAAGCAGCUCGCCGCCUGCUUGCCCACCGUGGUGCCAGCACUGUGCACCGUCAUCAACGACCAGCACGCCAAGGUCAAGGAGGCAGCGCGGGAGGCGAUCGACAAGGUCGGCAGCAUCAUCACGAGCCCGGAGCUCCGCGCCAUAGCCCCAGAGCUCAUCCACGCUCUCACGGACGGCGCGCAGUUCGAGCACAUCACCAGGGAUGUCCUUGACAAAGUCUUGGGCACCUCCUUCGUGCAUCACAUCGACGCUCCGUCCCUGUCGCUCGUCUGCCCUCUGGUUCAGCGUGCCCUGAAGGAGCGGUCGGCAGAGAUGAAGAGGAAGGGCGCGCAGAUCGUUGGUUCCUUGGUGCUCCUCAUCAGAGACCCGAAGGACAUACAGCCCUACCUGCCGCUGCUGCUACCGCAGCUCAAGGAAACGCUCGUAGACCCCAUCCCCGACGUCCGCGCCACUGCGGCGAAGGCUUUCGGGACCCUGGCCAACGGACUGCCAGAGGAUAUGCUGGGUGACGUGCUGCCGUGGCUCUUCGAGAUGCUGCGCUCCGACGAGUCGGCCGUGGAGCGCAGCGGCGCCGCCCACGGGCUCUCCGAGGUGCUGAUGGCCAUGGGCAUGGAUCGCAUCGAGAUGCUGCUGCCCGACAUCUUGGCGAACGCCAGGAACCAGGACGCCGCCCCUGAGGUGAGGGAGGGCUACCUCGGCCUCUUCGUGUACCUCCCGGUAGCGAUGGGCGCUGGUUUCGAGCCUUACCUGGAGGAGGUGAUGCAGACGCUGCUGAAAGGCAUCGCGGACGAUACCGGCUCGGUUCGCGACACCGGCUUCCAGGCAGCAAAGGUGUUGACCAAGCACUUCGGGGCUUCGCACACCGCUAUUCUGCUGGGGCCGCUGCAGGAGGGCGUCUUCGACACCGACUGGCGGAUCAGGCAGGCGUCCGUUCAGCUGAUGGGCCAGCUCAUAGAGCAGAUCCUCCGCGCCAACAGGAUCCCGACGAACAGUGCAGAGCUGAUGCACGUUGAGGCGAUCCCCAAAGAGUGGCGUGAGUACGUGCUCGCCUCGCUCUACAUCGUGCGCAGCGACGAGAGCCCAGUCGUGAAGCAGGAGUGCCAGAAGGUGUGGAAGGCUUUCGUGCAGAACCCGCCCAGGGUGCUGAAGGAGCUGCUGCCGACGCUGAUGACGCGGCUCCUCGCGAACCUGGCCUCGGCCAGCGUGGAGAAGCAGAAGGUUGCGGCGCGCUGCGUGGGCGACCUCGUGGCGAAGCUGGGGGAGAGGGUGAUGCCGGAGCUGAUGCCCAUCUUCAUGGACACCCUGGCGACGGGCGACGAGAAGGCGCGCGAGGGCGUCUGCCUCGGCCUGGAGGAGGUCAUCAACGCCACCACCAAGCAGCUGCUCCAGGACUACCUCGCCAACCUCAUCCCCGCCAUCCAGCAGGCCAUCAUCGACGAGGACGAGAACGUCCGCAACUCCGCCAGCCGAGUCGUCGCGCUGCUCCACGGAUCGGUGGGCCCCCGCGCCACCACCGACGUCGUGACCUGGGUGCUGAUCCAGCUCUUGGACGAGGAGGAGGCCGAGGAGCACGACAAGCUCCUCAGCGGCCUGGAGAAGCUGCUGGAGGAGUCCGCGCCCACGGUGCUGCCGCUCGUGCUCAGCCAGCUCGGGCAGCGGGGCCAGGACGGCUGGACGAAGCUGCAGCUGCAGGGUCUGGCUGCCCUGGCGGUCGUGCCCGACACGCACACCGUGCACAGGCACUUGUCCGACGUCCUGCCGCCCAUCAUCAGCGCCGUAUCGGAGGACGACGGGGAGGACCCCGAGCUGGUCGAGGUGGCGCUCCACGCGGCGGGUCGGGUCAUCGACCGGGUGGAGCAGGCUGGGCUCCACAUGCUCUUCGCAGAGCUCGUCGUCCCCCUGAACGACAAGCACGACGCGAAGCGGCGCGCGUUCGGGGCCAGGCUCGUGGAGCACUUCUUCGAGAGCUCGACGACCGACGUGGCGGGCGGGCUGAACGAGGCCCUGCCAGGCAUCCUCAGGUCGGCCCUCGCGGACGAAGACCCCGAGGCGCUGUCUGCCAGCAUGAAGGCGUUGGGCACCAUCGUGAAGAAGUGCAAGAAGGAGGAGCUCGUCCUCUACCUGGAGCAGGUGCGGGACGCAGUCCUCAGCCUCCUCGUCGACCCGAACACGAACAAGGUCGACCCGAACAAGCUCUUGCCCGGGCUCUGCGAGCACAACGGCCUGGAGCCGCUCUACCCGGUCUACCAGCAGGGGCUCAUGAACGGCACCGCGGAGGUGCGCGAGAUCGCCGCGAAGGGCCUCGGCGAGCUGGUGAACCACACCUCGGAGCAGGCGCUCAAGCCGUACGUUGUCAAAAUUACCGGACCUCUGAUCCGCAUCGUCGGGGACCGGUUCCCCGGCACCGUCAAGAGGGCCAUCGUGGACACGCUGAAGGCGCUGCUCACGCGCGGCGGUGCGAACCUGAAACCGUUCUUGCCGCAGCUGCAGACCACCUACCUGAGGUGCCUCACCGACCCGUCGGACGAGGUCAAGAGGAAGGCUGCGGAGUCUCUUGGGAUCUUGGUCCGGCUGGCGCCUCGCACGGAACCGCUGAUCAACGACCUCAACACCACCGGGGGGACCCACGCGGACCCGAUGGUCAGGCUCGCGAACUGCCGCGCGUUGGGCGAGGUGCUCCUGAACAUGCCCACCCCCUGCAGCGAGGCGGUCCAGGAGAAGAUCCUCGACGCGCUGCUGCCCAAGGCCCUGGGGGGCGACGAGGGCCAGCACGAGCGCGAGGCGGCCGCCUUCGCCCUCGCGAUGCUCAUGCGCAGGCACGUCGCGGCCGAGAGGGCGCUCGGCAUCCUGUCGGAGCACGUGGAGCCGGCGCUGCAGUCCUCGGACACCGCGGUGCGGCACGGGGCAGCGACCGCGCUGGCGGGCCUGUGCUGGUGCCAGGAUCCCCAGCUGGAAGCGCCGCCCGCAGACAUGGCCGCCUCGGUCCGGCGCCUCGUGGCGGGCGCGUUGCCUGGCCUGCUCUCGGACGGCGACGCGGAGGUGAAGUCAGCUGCCGUGGUGCUGGCAGCAGCUUCCGCCAGGCUGCACGCCAGCAUGCAGGAGCCCGUGCCGGAGGCGACCGGGGCCGCCUUCGCGGCGCUGGUCGGCAGCGGCACCCCGAGCGGAGUCGCCCUCCGCGCGGCGCGGCACUACGCCGCCGCCGCCGCCGCCGCCUCCGGCGCGGUGCCCGCGGCGGGCCAGCUGGCCGUGGCCGUCGCCAGGACACCCUACACCAGGUGCCAGAGUACGCUGAGCAGGCGCUGGCAUCCAUCCUCGUGGCGCGCGAGGCGGGCGAGGAGGACGUCAGGAAGGCCCUGGCCUCGCUCACAAAGCCCAUGGACGGCCAGAGCGCCCAGCUCGUGA